GGGACGUUGGCUCGCUAAGCAAGGAUUGGGGGGAUUCAAGUGCUUAGAGAUCUGAGUCAGGCCUUGGGUAGGGGGAGUCAGACAAUUGGAAAGCCUAGCUGGUUAUUUGGGGAGGGGUCUUUGCGCUUUGGCGAAGCGCAAAGCUGCGCCUUUUUGGCUGAAGACCUGAGGCCUCGUGAGGAGAGGCUGCUGUGAAAGGGUGGGCCAGCUGGGCCAGUUCAAGAGAAAGAAAGUGAAUCAAUCAGGACUAUAAGUGGGCGGGGGGCCCCUGAGAGGGGGGUCACAAAGGGUGAGACAUGGCCACCAGGCGUUUAACCGACGCUUUCUUGUUGUUGCGGAAUAAUUCCAUCCAAAACCGGCAGCUGUUAGCCGAGCAAGAGCUGGAUGAGCUUGCCGAUGACCGCAUGGCACUGGUGUCAGGCAUCAGCUUAGACCCAGAAGCAGCAAUUGGUGUGACAAAGCGGUCACCUCCUAAGUGGGUGGACGGAGUGGAUGAAAUACAGUACGAUGUUGGCCGGAUUAAACAGAAGAUGAAAGAAUUAGCCAGCCUGCAUGACAAGCAUUUAAACAGACCCACUCUGGAUGACAGCAGUGAGGAGGAGCAUGCCAUUGAAAUAACCACCCAAGAGAUCACGCAGCUCUUCCACAGGUGCCAGCGUGCCGUGCAGGCCCUGCCGAGCCGUGCCCGGGCCUGCUCCACGCAGGAGGGGCGGCUGCUGGGCAAUGUGGUGGCCUCCCUGGCACAGGCCCUGCAGGAGCUCUCCACCAGCUUCCGGCACGCACAGUCGGGCUACCUCAAACGUAUGAAGAACCGAGAAGAAAGAUCCCAGCAUUUUUUUGAUACGUCAGUACCACUAAUGGAUGAUGGAGAUGACAAUGCACUUUAUGACCGGGGUUUUACCGAUGACCAGCUGGUGCUGGUGCAGCAGAACACGCUGACGGUGGAAGAGCGGGAGAGGGAGAUCCGCCAGAUUGUGCAGUCGAUCUCCGACCUGAAUGAGAUAUUUAGGGACUUGGGAGCCAUGAUCGUAGAACAGGGUACAGUCCUGGAUAGAAUUGACUAUAAUGUUGAACAGUCCUGUAUCAAAACCGAAGAUGGCUUGAAACAGCUUCACAAGGCAGAACAGUAUCAGAAGAAGAAUCGGAAGAUGCUUGUGAUUUUAAUAUUAUUUGUCAUCAUCAUUGUCCUCAUUGUUGUCCUCGUCGGCGUGAAGUCUCGAUAAGUGGCCCUGGGUGCUCGUGUGGGCCGCACGUGUGGACGUCGGGUGUGCAGAGCUGCAGCCCUGGAACCCGAGGGCACCGGGCAGCGAUCUUUCACGGACUCUACUCCCCCCAGUCGCGCUCAAGAGAGGGGGAUAGCUUUUGUUUUUCCUUCAUUGUUGAGAGUUUAAGGACCCUUGAUACUGCUGCAGAAAAAGGUUGAGUUCUGGGAUCGGUUAUAAUAUAUAUUUUUUUUAGAAAGAGAAAAUGUAUUGAAAGUUUACAGGCACUGUAGAAGCUGUUCGGUAUUAGAUGUGUAUAUGCUAUUUUUUUAGCAGUCAUGUCUGAGCAGCAUGUUCAAAUAAUUUUUGGAAAAAAAUUUUUUAAACCAUCUGGUUUUUAAGAAAUUGGUCCCAAAAAUUUAUGAGUAGAGGCAAAAAUGCCUCUUCCUCUUUCUCUCUAUAUUUUCCAGUUGAAAACAAACUAAGAAGUCCUUUAAGAAUUUAUAAUCCAUUCCCCAUUAACUUAAUUUAGCUUUUCCAUCACUGUUAAUGAUCAGAGUAACAAAGUGUGAAAAAUAAGAACCAUCAUUGAUGUUAAUUAACACAUUUAGAUGGGCCAGUUAAAACAGCUUCAUAAGUUUAAAUUAAUUGUAAAUGGAAUAUUCCUCAUUUGAAAUGUUUGCACUGCAUUUUCUACUGUAAACCAAAAGGGGUUACUAAGCAAAACCACCUAAAUUUAAAAGUUGAUGAUUUGAAUGAACCUUACAUUAAAAGGAAACUUGCCAGUGUCAUGAAAGUCACCGGAUUCAGCCAGUGGAUAUCCCCAGCCAUCCUUGCUCAAUCCAUUACUUAUAUACCAACUACAUAAUGACCUGUUCAAACCAGACUCCAUUUAAUGAACUGUGAAUUUACACAGAGGCCAUUUUAAAUGGGUCACCCCAUUUAGGAUUAGUGGGUCUCAAAUUAUUAACCAAACAUCACUCCAUUUCAAAGUAAAAUAUUCCACCAGUGGUUUGAUUUAUCGGCUCUUCCAUGGCCACUGAGCAAUGCCCAGAAAGCAGGCAUGUUGCCAAGGACUGUGGCGGUCUAGACGUGGGAACCCUUGUGCGUGAGCGGAUAGCUCGCCCAAGCAGGGUGUGUUGCUUCCCUGCCUGUUAUCAACAGGGUGCUCGCAUCUAUUCCUGGCACUGUGGGAUAACGUAGAAAGUGGUGAUAACUCUGAAAACUGAAAUUGUUUAUGUUUUAUUGGCCUUGUUUUGAUUGACACCAGUAUAGUCUUCUUGGUCUUUGUGUAAUUUUUUAUGACUUUUCCGUUGUUUUUGCUUCUCUUAAAAAGUUUAAGAAGAACAUGACGUCAUUAAAUGCGUUACGUUUUGUUUGGACCAGUCACAUAAAAUGUCCCUUUUAUAGAAUUGACUUUGAAGUUGUUUCCAGAAAUGUAAACUUGAGGCCAGAGAUUCAGGUUGUCCAAACACAUUAUGGGCUUGACCCCCAAGCCCUAGCCUUCCCUUCCUAAGCUGUUGCUGCCUCCAGGCAGCCACUGGAUUUAUUUCUGGUGAAACUGCAAAGUGAAAUGAAGGUGGCCCUUGCAUUUCAGGAAGUAGCAUGCUAUUCCCUGAGAAACACAUUAGGAGAGGUGGUCAGGGAAUAAGGCCCAGUGCCUCCUCAGUCACCUGAGUGUGGGGCCACCGCAAUCCUGAGGAUCCCCGGAGGGUCCUGCAGUCUCAGUCAAUGUUAGCCCUGGUCAGAGUGUUCCAGGCAGACCUGCUGCUCUUAGGGGUGGGGAUGUUCAACCUUGGGGGCUUGCCUCAACAGUAGUCUAUGGUGGCAACACUGUACUUGUGUUGGAGCGUUUUUAAAUGCUGAGUCAUACCCUUGAAGGAAAGUGACCCUUUAAGAAAGGAUCACCAUUUAUUUAUAUUUAUUUUCACAAACAGAGUGAUUAGGGUUGGUUUUUGUUUCCUCAACCCAUUUGGGUAAAAUAAUGAAUCUGAUUAGCAAUUGUUUUAAGGCUGUCAUGUGGGGAUGGGGAAUGACCCCAUUCUGCCUGAAGCCAGCCCAAGGCCAGCUGAAGUCCUGCUAUGGGCUGUGUGACUGGAAGGAAACCAACAGACCGGCCUGGAGCUGGCCCCAGAGCCCAAACCCAGGUGUGACUUGUUGGCUUCUCAAACCACUGUCUUUUUCUGUUGAGCCUGUACCUGAGGGAAGAUCAGUAGCAUUUGGAGAAGAAAAAACAAUGAUAUUCUGGUGCCUCAGGUUUUCUUUCCCUCCGAAUGCGAUGGACUCCGUGGUCAGGUGCCAGCCACCAUCUGUGGGCAUGCCAUACCCUUCCAGCCUCUCUGUUGGACCAUGGAGGUAAUGAUCACCCAGUCUGGUCUCCCCUGGCCUGGGUUGUGCCCUCAGAGGGCACCCAGAACUCAGCCUCCAGGUGCCCUGGCUGGCUCUAGCUGAGGGGGGUGGGAGGGAAGCAGAAAUGUUUACCGCUGGUUCUCUCAUGCUCCUGAUCUUUCCUGAGAUCAUAACUGAAAACUGCUGUCUCUUGUUUUGUUCGCUUUGGGGGUGGUGGUGCUGGCUGGGCUCUGCCAUGUGAAGCAGUGUGUGUCUCUAAUUUAACGGAUUUACCGCUUUCUCUGCUAAUUGAGAGAGCAUUAUUUAUUUGUUUUGACACAAGUGCUUUCAGUGUUUUAUCCUAGCUAAUGGCUUCUUAAGGUAAUAAAACCCUUCCAACCUAAUUGGUCAGAUAAGGCUUUUUUUCUUGUAUGCUUAAAUAAAGCAAUUAGUAGAGCGCUUCUAUCCAAAAUGACUUUUUUUUGUCCUUUUUUAAAACUAAUUUACUGUUACUGGAAACUUUUUGUACAAUAAAGCAAUCAUGCAGAUUAAAGAACA
Messenger RNA from Carlito syrichta (Philippine tarsier), 4088 nucleotides. RefSeq names its product syntaxin 16 (gene STX16). Gene Ontology annotation, molecular function: SNARE binding; manganese ion binding; SNAP receptor activity. The record is from RefSeq and is a predicted model, not a curated record. The transcript is spliced from 9 exons. Bases 297 to 1223 code for a protein of 308 amino acids. Gene Ontology annotation, biological process: vesicle-mediated transport; vesicle fusion; intracellular protein transport. Gene Ontology annotation, cellular component: endomembrane system; SNARE complex; cytoplasm. Lineage: Eukaryota; Metazoa; Chordata; Mammalia; Primates; Tarsiidae.